Molecule: messenger RNA, 2097 nt
Organism: Trematosphaeria pertusa
Lineage: Eukaryota; Fungi; Ascomycota; Dothideomycetes; Pleosporales; Trematosphaeriaceae
Exons: 2
Coding region: 1-2097 (698 amino acids)
Biological process (GO): regulation of DNA-templated transcription
Cellular component (GO): nucleus; Rpd3L complex; Rpd3L-Expanded complex
Source: RefSeq, a predicted model, not a curated record
AUGCCCCCGGCAGCUGGCUCGCGCACAGUAGGCGCUGCUACAGCUUCAGACCGCCGUCAAUCGACGCGACAAGGGCGCGCCACGGUGCGACCCACCAACUACUAUGCGCGCACCUUCGCCGGCCGGCUCACCGCGAGCGGGCUGGAGCAGACGCCCGAAGCUUCCAACACCACGCCGGGCUUCCUCCCGGCACUCACCCACUUUACACAGGCCGUAGAUGCCUUCCCGAAAGAGCUCAUCAAGCACUUCUCCAUGUUCAAGGAGGUGGAGGCUAAGAUGCACGACCCGGAGCAUGUGCUCAAGCAGCUGCUCGGCGAAAUCGCCCAGCUGCCCGUCCCCACGAGGGCGCAGCGCCGCGAGGUCUCCCAGAAUGCCACCGGAGCGGAGAACAGCGCGAGCCUCUUCCCCGCCGACUUCAACAGCCUCCCGCCCGACGAGCAGGCCGACCUGAAGAAGCGCCAGCUCUUCUUCCGUCUGCGCAUGCUAAUCGCGAACAUGCUGCCCACGCUGGACGAGAAGCUCGUGGUCCUGGGCGGGGCUAAGACCACCAAGGACAAGGGCCUCGCGCGUAUGAGCAACUCCUACCCGCACAUCGACAGCGAGAUCAGCGAAGAAGCACGAUACGGCAGCCUCACGCACUGGGCCUACGCAGACAAGGAAGAGAAGAAAAAGGGCGGGACAUCGCAUGAGCGGCAAAGGCGAGAGGUAGUUUCGGCCAACAACUUGGCCGCAGCUGCCCAGCACGUUCACGAUGCUGACUCCAUAGCCGCGAAAAGCGAGGCCCGGCGCGAGGCGAUGCUCGCGAACAAGCGGAACCGGCACCAACAUGUCGACUCAGACUUCGACGACAGGCCCGCCAAGAAGCCGCAGAAGCGCAAGGCCGUAGCAGUAGACGCAUCAGCGAGCGACACACGCAACAUCGGCCUGGGCAUAACGAGCAACGGGGUUGUGCCCGCAGGGAAGAGGAAAAAGACAGAGAAGGCGCUUGCGGCAGCGGCAGCUCUGCCCAUGGAGCGAUCGUUGAGCGGCGCGUUGAAGGCUGUUGGGGCCGGCGGACGGAGCGGGACAAGCCCGCGGGCAACACCAGGGGCGGAGGGUGGUGGAACGGUGAAGCGGAAGCCGCGAGCGGGUCCUGCGCCCACGCAACGCAAACAUCCGCUGCCAGUGUACUCACCUCCGCUUGCGUCAUCGCCGCUCGCUGGAAACUUCCCUCUCUCCAAAGCUGCGGUCACGAAUGCCGAGCGCCCCGCAUCGUCACGCGCGAGGAAGAACUCGACUGCGAACUCGGUUGCUUCAGCGGCCCAAGACCCCCCUCUCGCCCGUCGUCCGUCGUCAUCUCACUCGCUGCAGCAAGCGACCACGAGCAACGCAAUUGCAGAGCUUGAACAGGCUGCCGGCAUCAACCGCGAUAAUGCGUUUACAAAGGGCGCAUCCACCCCCAAAGACACCACCGAUCUUCCGCCGUUCGAAUCGAUAUCGGCCGCAGCUUUGAAACACGAGGAAACAGAGCCGCAGGAAGCGGAGAGCAUGGAGAUUGACAUCCCCGCACCCGCUCCGGUUGUAACGCGAGCAGGCCGAACGUCCAAGACGGCCACGCCUGUCGUGGGGACCUUCCCCGAUAUUCCUAUGGCGCGCAGUCGAAGCACUCGCAACGCGAAUAACGGCAACGGCAACUCAAACACCUCCUCAGAAAACAGCAGUACUACGACUGGUGUUGUUUCGAAGCGAGGACACAAGAAGAACGCACAGUCCACUAGCAAUGCUACUCUGCCGUCCCCCGCGCUCAAGCCCGCCGCGAACGGAAAAUCGAGCCCUCCAUCUUCAAGUGCGAGCUCCGUCGCCCCAGAGAUAGAGUUCCACGACCCAGACACCGACGGCGACGAGCCGCGCUACUGCUACUGCAACGAGGUGUCGUACGGCAACAUGAUUGCCUGCGACAACGACUCGUGUCCCCGCGAGUGGUUCCAUCUCCCAUGCGUCAACCUCGACAAGGUACCCGCUGGCAGGUCGAAAUGGUUCUGCAGCGACGAGUGCAAAGAGGCGCACGCGAAAGGGAAGACUGCCAAGGGCGGGCGGCCGGGAAGCAGCAGACAAUAG